This is a messenger RNA of Helicoverpa armigera (cotton bollworm), 4319 nucleotides long. RefSeq names its product sodium/hydrogen exchanger 9B2. Gene Ontology annotation, biological process: proton transmembrane transport. The transcript has 13 exons. Lineage: Eukaryota; Metazoa; Arthropoda; Insecta; Lepidoptera; Noctuidae. Gene Ontology annotation, cellular component: membrane. The coding region runs from base 399 to 2708 and encodes 769 amino acids. The record is from RefSeq and is a predicted model, not a curated record. Gene Ontology annotation, molecular function: antiporter activity.
AUCAAACAAGCGGCACAGGAGUGCGGCGCGCGCUCGAUGCGCCCGCGCCAUUCCGAGCGGACCCCGGCGCACGCCCGUACACCGCCACGCGCCACCACUCCAUCUCGACAAUCGUAAAUACUGAAACACACGUCCGCAAGUCAACGCCGCGCUGUAAACACGCUCCCGCGCCGUUUCAAGGGCUCUACGUGACCACCUCGAGGUGCUAACAUAAAGGGCCAUUUCUGUCACGUAUACGACCACCUGAUUUGUGUAUUAUUUUUUAUCUAAGCUCUUUUACCUUCAACACACAAAUAUCUUAUCUCGAGUCAGCUUCCGAUUGAAUUGUGUUCGGCAGUAGCGAGCCUAUCGGUCAAUGUUUGAGUGAAACGUUAGAAGAAUGAACUUUAAAAUCUAAGAUGAAGACGCGUGAUCGGCGAGCUAAGCAGGAUUUUCGUGGGAAGCAGGACAAAAAGGGAGUCAAACAGGAUAUUUCCCACGCGAGGAGUGGGAAGAGGCACGCACACUCGUCUAGUUCCGCGGAGUCGGCUGCUGCGGCCCGCGAGCGUACCAAGCGGUCUGGCGUGGAGGCCGUCAAGCUACACCUGAAGGUGACCGGCGACCCUGGGAGGACAUCACGAUCUGCUACAUCGGUUCGUAAGACGAGCAUCCGAAUGACUGCUAUAAAGGAAUAUCCCUUCGACUUGAGCGAUUUACAAAAUCAGCCGAGCGUCGUGAGCGAAUCGCGGCCUGUACCAGCGCCCGCGCCGAACCCGCCUGCGUCCGCGAUCAAACAGCGCGUGUCCGUCCCCUCGCUAGAAGGAAAGAGGAAAGUCUCCAUCAUGGCCGACGAAUCCAGCAAGGAUAGGGAAAAUAUGCCCUCAGAUAGGGACAGGAAUGGAAGCGUAUCAGCAAAAGCAGAAGGGCCUUCGCGCCGCAAAAGCAACCUUCACAAUGCCAUGGCGGCAGAUAUGGACACAUCUUGGGAUCGCCAGGCGCACAUCGAGGGCAGGUUUAAGAAAUAUUCCACGACAUCCUCCGUGUACUCCAAGAAGGCAUUAUCACAACAAAGCGAAUACGUUGAAAGAUCUUGGUGGUUCGCGUGUUGCCAGAAGUGUCAUUCAGAGGACGCCGGCAUUCCCUCGUGGGAACCACCGAACUGGCAGAAGGUCUGCCCCUUCCCACUAUGCCCUUCAUAUCGGCAAUUCGCACAAAACGUCGCAGUAUUAAUCAUUGGUUUAUUGGUAUGGAUGACACUAUGGAUAGUGAUGGGCGACACGGUCGCGCCCGGAGGCCAGCUGUUCUCGUUCGCCGUGCUCACCAUCGUCGCCUACUUCGGUGGCUGGCUCAUGCAAAAGAUCACAACCUUGCCAGCACUCAUUGGAAUGCUAAUAAUGGGCAUAGUCAUGAAGAACGUCGGUCUCGUCAACUUUGACGACACAUUUCAAACUGUUGCGUCUUAUAUAAGAAAAAUAGCUCUAACGAUCAUCUUAACGCGAGCCGGUCUGGACUUGGACCCGAGCGCCAUGAAGAAGUACUUCUUGACCGUCAUCAAGCUGGCCCUCGUACCCUGGACCUUCGAGUGUAUUCUCUGUGCCAUCCUCGCUUACUUUUUCUUGGGAUUACCCUGGAAUUGGGCUUUCCUGCUAUCAUCAAUAAUCGCUGCGGUGUCGCCGGCGGUCAUCGUGCCGUGUCUAUUCCGACUUCGUGCGAAGGGCUAUGGAGUGUCCAAAGGCAUCCCGACCCUAGUUCUCGCGGUGUCCGGAGUGGACGACGCGGCUAGUGUCGCCGUCUUCGGGACCAUAGUAUCCAUCAUGUUCUCUAACGCGUCGCUUACUAUGAAUAUUAUUCAAGGCCCUCUCAGUGUGGUCGGUGGCAUUGUACUAGGAGUUUUGUGCGGGUACCUGGUGAAGUUCGUUCCUGAGCGCAAUGACGCCUUCUUGGUGCCUCUGCGAGUGCUGAUGCUGUUGAUGGGAGGACUCAUGAUGGUCAUGGGCUCUGAGGAGAUCGGCUGGGCUGGUGCUGGACCAUUGGCUGUCAUCGCGUUUGCUUUCGUAGCGUGCAAGAAUUGGACAGAGAUGGGUUGGGAGCUGGAGGACAACCCAGUAGCGACCGCUUUUGAAGUCUUCUGGAUGUUCUUCGAGCCUAUGCUGUUUGCUGUGACUGGUGCUCAAGUCGUUAUUGCAGAGCUGGAGCCUCAUUUGGUAAUGAUCGGGGGUGGUAUUCUGAUCACGUGUGUGAUAUUGCGUUCCAUUGUGACGAGUGUGUGUGCGGUGCGCAGCAACCUUAAUAUGAGGGAGAAGAUAUUCGUCGGCCUCGCCUGGAUGGCCAAAGCUACGGUGCAGGCUGCUCUAGGCCCAGUGGCUUUGGAUCAAGUGCGUUACAUGCUCGUCGACGGGAAGCCAGACCCGUUGAUGAUACAAUACGCAGAGACUGUUGUCACGGUGUGCAUCCUAUCCAUAGUCAUCACAGCGCCGAUUGGAGCCAUCGUUAUAACGUUAACAGGGCCGAAGCUGCUAUCAAGAACGACUAAACCACCCGUGUUGGAAGGUUGGCGACAAACCCACCGGCCGUCUAUUCGAGACAUUUCGAUCAUCGACGAGGAGGAGGUGGCGGAGCGCGACGCGGAGGCGGAGGGCUCGCGGCCGGGCAGCCCGCGCCCGCGCACCGCCGCCUCCAGCCCGCCCGCGCCCAUCACCGUGCAGCCAACGCACAACCCUCCGCAAUAACCAGCCACCUACUGCGACUAGUGAUGCCAUUCCAUUUGCUACUUCACUCGAACCGACUUACUUUCUUGUAUGCUGUUUUUAAUGAUGGCCUUGUACAAGUCAUUUUAUACAGGGAUUUAAUAGAAAGUUUCAACCACGAAGCCUUUCUGCAAAUUAUGCGUUACUUUAACGAUCGAAAAAGCUUCGACUACCGUUAAUAUGAAACUCCGGUAGUCGGGUCUCAACACGAGAUUGGUACAGAAAACAUAUUCGAAUGCCUUGAAUCAUUACAAAUAAAUAAUAGCUUAACUUUACAGACGUCAAUUUUAAAGAUGUUGGCAUUUUUUAUAUGAUUAGCUUGCAAUCAAAUGAUCACAAAUAACUAUUUAAAAGUUAUCCCAAUUUCAUUAAUUACAUAAUGCAAAAGCCACGUCUGUGAAAUUUCGCUUUUUCAUUCCAUGUAGCAUAUAGCAUACUAGUAGAUGCUUAGCGGAUACGAAGAAGCAACGCCGUUCUGAAGGGAUUCGUUACAUUCUAAUUUAAAAAUUCCUGAGAUGUCUGUUCUAUUUAGUGAAAUCGCCCUAAAAUCUUUUUAUUUUAAGUUUCUUAAUAUUUAUUUAAAAUAAAGUUUGAACCAGUAAAAUUAUUUCUAAAAGAAAUUACAUUCGUUUCAAAAGAGAUUGUAACUAAAAUAUGAUUUAGGUACUUAGAGGGUUUAGUGUAAGAUAUUUUUAAUUAUUUUAAUUAUUGUUCAUGUGAUAAAGGUGUAUACUUAUUAAUAUUUGGUGUCUUAAAACCUCGCUAGUGAAGUUUACUUAUUUUAUUAUGAAAUAUUACCGCUGUAAGAACAUAUUUAACUUAUAAGUACCUUCGUUUGUCGACUAUAUUCCUAUAAGUUUUAUUUUGCAUAGUGGUCAUCAGUAUUGCUAUUAUUUAUGAAAACAAUUUAGUUUAGGUAACAGAGCCGUACUAUAAUAUAUGAUUGCCAUCACUGAUCCAGCGUGAGAGAGAUGAAGCUAUGUCAGACAAAUAGCACCAUGCCUUCUUCACACAAGAACUGUCUUGAUGCUGAUUGAUAUUAUAGUGAGGCCCUAGCACGAAUAUUGUUAAUAUUAUUCGGUACAAAAAAAAACUAUUUAAAAUAAGGAUCGAUGCAGCAUAUCCUUUGCUCAUUGUUGAUAAUUAUGUAUGUUAGUUAAGUAGUCUGUAUAUUAUGUGUAAAAAAGUUUCUUCAGUUUAACGUAUCGUACGUUUAUCACUACGUAUCAACGUAUUAAUUUUUGUAUAACAUAUUCCAUUUGUAAAUAACUUCCCCAAGUCACAUAGUUAAUGUAAGUACUUAUUAUGCAUCAUGGAAUUCAAAUAUUUUAGAGUGAACUGUGGGACCAAUUUAUUUUAAAAUAUUACCACGAUUUAAUAAAUUGAAUUUGUAAUUAAUAUAAUAUUUCAGCAGACAUCGCCUAUCCGAAGAGUAUUAUAAAAUAAUAUUUUAAGAUCAUCACUGUCUGUUUUCAAUAUUGUAUCAAUCUUUAUCAGUUUAAAGAACGUCGUUUUAUAUGAAAAGAUGUGUAAAAUAUCAUGAUGAAUUAUCGAAAAAAGUAUAAAAGCAAUAAAAUAUUUACCAAGAUAUUA